UGACAUGAUUGAAGACAUUCCCGGAAUAUGCUAAAUUUUCCUGUACCGUUUUUCUAUUUUACUUUCCUAUGUGACAUUUCCUGUUGUUUUGAAAAUGGUUUGUGAAAAAUGUCAAAAGAAGCUGGGGAAGGUUAUCACCCCUGAUCCAUGGAAGUCAGGUGCCAGAAACACAACAGAAAGUGGAGGUAGAGUGGUGAAUGAAAACAAAGCCCUGACAUCAAAGAAAAACAGGUUUACUCCAUACCAGACAUUUGCCAAAUGCAGGAUCUGUAAGUCCUCUGUCCAUCAAGCCGGUUCACAUUACUGUCAAGGAUGUGCUUACAAGAAAGAUGAAUCCUCAUCCAGUGAUUCAGAAUAUUCAAAGACACUGAAAAUUAUAACAAAACUGUCACAGAAAUAUUUGGGUACAACUGACUCAAAGAAGAAGUCCACCAGCUUAAGAAGUAAGCAUAAUCCAGACCAAGCCUAUGAAGGAGAUGAAGAGAACACUACUCCCAAUGGAUCAGACUCGUCAAGCACUGUCUCCUCUAAGAGUAAGAGUAGUUUGUACGACUUUGAUGAGGAAGACCCAGAACCAGUAUCCUCACCCCUCAAAAAACCCAGAGCCAAAAAGAAAAAGUCCACCAAUACAAAGACAUCUAUUCCCCUCUCAGGAGAAAAGCCCAAAUCAUCCAAAACAAAGGGUUCACAACCUAUCACCCAAAAAACAACAGACCACAAAGCUAUGAAUAACAAUUCAAAGAAGUCAAAGCAGAAGAAAAGUCCAUUAACACAAGUUAUGCCCAUGGAUGUAUCCCCAGUACCACAAUCAAUCAGUAUGAAGAGUCCCAUAAGUACAAGGUCAGGUCUAAAAGGAAAAAAUGUGUCUUUUUCUCCUAAUGUUUCAGAGAUUAUUCCAGCAGAAUUCUCUCCUGUUGUGACUCUUCAGAAAAUAAAUGUGGACAAUGUUGUCAGUUCUCAGAGACAGCUUAGAAAGAGGAAGUGUGAUACACCAGUUGGAACAAUUGUCAAAUCUCCCAAAGUGAAAAAAGUGAACUCGGGUAAAAAGGCUGAAAAGAAAGAAAACUUCAGUGACAGUGGGAUGUUUCUCUCACCAGAGGUUGUUGAAGAGAAAGACUUUAAAGCCCAGGCUGUGUCCACCCCAUUUAACAGUUCUAGUGUCCCCCUGAAGUCCUCCCUCAACGCUUACCGUGACCCAGCCCUCCUCAAUGUGUCCCCAGUGAAGAAGACUUCCAGUACCCCCGUCACCCCACUGUCAGACUAUGCCUCCAUGGACUCCAUUAGCCACAAACUGACAUUUGAUGACAGCAUUACAGAUGAGAAAAACCAAUCGCAGAACAUAGAGCUGUUUACCACAGGGGAGGAAAUGGCUGUCAACAAAAGCUUUCAAGCUACAUACAAACCUUCCAAGAGGAAACAUGUACAGAAGAAAGUCACCAAAGCAAAUGACAAAAUGGAGGAGUGGAUGGAGAAAAUGAACUCUGAAUUCUCAGAAAUUGAGGGAUUUGAGCUUAGCAUUGAAGAUAAUGUGUAACAGUUGGUUGCCUAAAAGAGUAAAAGACAUAAUUAUUGAAGUUUUUCUUUGUUAGUAUAUUACACAUGCAAAGAAAAGAAGUAUUUAAAUAAAACCCACCUCUUUUCUUGUUAAAAAAAAGAUUUUAUAUACUUAGUAUUUUACUAGCAUCUCCUUUUAUCUAUAUUUAUCCUUGUUUGCUACUACAUGUAUAUUAUGUACAUCCAGUGCCCCCUUUUGAUAAAUUCUAAAUUCAAUAAUUAUAAAUGCAAUUUGUGUGUUGGGGGGAGGGGGGGUCUUAAUGUUUUAAUUACCUUCGAGUGAAAAAAAAGCCUUCUGGUUUAUGGCAGCUUUUUACUUAAACAUUAUGGGCAUUUACUAAGAAGGAGAUGGUGUUUUAGCUUUUAAAUCAUGAGAAAUUACUGGAACAGAUAUUUCUUAUUGUUAAUGUAUGGAGACAAAAAAUCAUGUUCAUAUUAAAUUAUGUGUGGUUGUACAUAUGGUGGUGUAUAUUGCUGAGUACACUUACCUUGCUUCAUUUCUCUCUUUUUUUGGUGAAGGAGUGUAUAAAAGUGUCAAAUAUUUUACAUACUAAGUUAGCAGGUAGUGAAAUCAAGUUUUGCAUAUGAACACUUGCCAAAGUACACUGUAAAUGAGUUUUUUUCUUUGAAACAUUUAUUGGUACACAUGUAUAUCUCAGCCAUCAGCAAAAAUAAAUUUGAAUUUAUAUAACUGAUUUUUAAAACAAUUUUUUAACUGAUUGGUAGAUUGACAUUCUAUCAUGUAUUUUGGACAUUAGAUAACAUGACACUAUU
Saccostrea cuccullata (small rock oyster) is the source of this 2328-nucleotide messenger RNA. Its product is annotated as sororin-B-like. Gene Ontology annotation, cellular component: dendrite. The record is from RefSeq and is a predicted model, not a curated record. Gene Ontology annotation, biological process: cytoplasmic microtubule organization. The coding region runs from base 95 to 1534 and encodes 479 amino acids. Lineage: Eukaryota; Metazoa; Mollusca; Bivalvia; Ostreida; Ostreidae. The transcript is spliced from 10 exons. Gene Ontology annotation, molecular function: PDZ domain binding; microtubule binding.